This is a messenger RNA of Fusarium graminearum PH-1, 1797 nucleotides long. RefSeq lists its product as uncharacterized. The record is from RefSeq and is a predicted model, not a curated record. Gene Ontology annotation, molecular function: protein binding; lipid binding. The coding region runs from base 134 to 1438 and encodes 434 amino acids. NCBI's taxonomy places the organism in Eukaryota, Fungi, Ascomycota, Sordariomycetes, Hypocreales, Nectriaceae. Gene Ontology annotation, biological process: actin cortical patch localization; plasma membrane tubulation; endocytosis. Gene Ontology annotation, cellular component: Rvs161p-Rvs167p complex; actin cortical patch; mating projection tip. The transcript has 3 exons.
GGAUACUAAGUCAACUUCUUGUCCAACUUUGGUGGCCUCGCGACCGAGGUUUUUCGCGAUUUUGACUCCUCUUCCGCCAGCUCCGUUCUUAGUACCACAUCUAUAGCACAACAACUAUUGCCUUGCUCUCAUCAUGAGCUUCAAAGGCUUCCAAAAGAGCCUCACCCGGGCUCCGCAACAAUUCAAGCAAAAGUUCAACAUCGGCGAGCAUACCAAAGAUGCCGUCUAUAUCGACGCCGAACGACGCUUCCAGGAACUCGAAACCGAGACCAAAAAACUCCACGAUGAAUCCAAGAAGUACUUUGAGUCCAUCAAUGGCAUGCUCACCCACCAGAUCGAGUUCAGUCAGGCCAUGACCGAAGUUUACAAGCCAAUCUCGGGCCGUAUGUCGGACCCCGACUCGAUCAAGUUUGAAGGAAACCCCGAAGGCAUCCGUGCCUGCGAAGAAUACGAAGCUGUUGUCAAGGACUUGCAAGAAACGUUGGCACCCGAGUUGGAAAUGAUAGAGUCUAGGAUUAUCCGUCCCGCCAACGAGUUGCUCGACGUCAUCAAGGUGAUACGCAAGAGCGCCCUUAAGCGUGAACAUAAACGACUUGACUAUGACCGACAUCGUACGACCCUCAAGAAGCUCCAGGACAAGAAAGAACGCACUGCCAAGGACGAAAAGGCAAUGUGGAAGGCCGAGGGAGAUGUUGAGCAGGCUACGCAGGAGUUUAACUACUUCAACGACCUGCUCAAGGACGAGCUUCCAAAGCUGUUCCAGCUCGAGCGUGAGUUCAUCCAGCCUCUGUUCCAGUCCUUCUACUACAUGCAGCUCAACAUUUUCUACACUUUACACGAGAAGAUGCAGAACUGCGACAUUGGUUACUUUGACUUGACACUUGACAUCGAGGAUGCUUUCCACGAGAAGCGCGGCGACAUUCAAGAACAAACAGAGGCUUUGUCCAUCUGCCGAUUCAAGACAACUGGUCGUCCACGACCUAUGCGAUACGGAGCAAAGCCUGCCCUCGAAGGUCCUAAGCAGCCCGCACUCCUCACACAAGGCGGCGAAGACUCCAAGCCUUCAAGCAGUGCAGUCACCAGCCCAAAGAUCGGUGGCUGGCAGCGUCCAGCCUCGACCGCAAACGACUCGGCCGCUCCUCCCCCUUACACGCCCCCUACAGGUGCCAACGCAGGCCUAGCAGCCAUCGCUGCUGGCAAGAAGAAGCCCCCGCCUCCCAAGCCUAAGCCCAAGCCUAUGCGCUUGACAGCUCCAGGGGUGGAGACUGUCACGGCUCUCUACGACUAUGCCGCACAAGCCGAGGGAGAUCUAAGCUUCCGAACUGGCGAUGUUAUUGAGAUUGUUACAAGAACACAGAAUGAAAACGAGUGGUGGAUUGGACGAUUACAAGGCAAAGAGGGCCAGUUCCCAGGCAAUUAUGUUCAACUCAACAGCUGAAGGGAUAAUCAUUGAAACCGCGAUAACACUUUCACCACCCCGAUGCCAUAACAUGAAGCGAACCAUCCCACCAAAACUCGCCCACAAUAGACGCUCAUAAUUUCAGAUGGUAGCAUCACUGGGGGUGGAUCUCAAAGGGGGCUAUGGCGCAUCAUGUGAAGCGAAGCAUAACAGUCCAAGUGGAGUAGACGGAGCAGCAGGUCUUCCUGCUUGCUCAAGGUCCUGGAAACGAGAACCUAGAUUCUUCCAAUUCUGGAGAUACAAGGAGCCUGUGUGGCUAGGGAGAUGGAGCAUUUCUGGCGUUAUGGAUAUGGUUCUUGCUUGUCUGUAGAAGCAGAUAACACAAUUAGUAUUGUAUU